Messenger RNA from Dunckerocampus dactyliophorus (ringed pipefish), 1094 nucleotides. RefSeq names its product B-cell translocation gene 4 (gene btg4). The transcript is spliced from 4 exons. Gene Ontology annotation, cellular component: nucleus; cytoplasm. The coding region runs from base 276 to 1094 and encodes 272 amino acids. The record is from RefSeq and is a predicted model, not a curated record. Gene Ontology annotation, biological process: negative regulation of mitotic cell cycle; negative regulation of cell population proliferation. Lineage: Eukaryota; Metazoa; Chordata; Actinopteri; Syngnathiformes; Syngnathidae.
GCUGACUUGGUUAAAGUGAUGCGUCUUAUUAGUGUGAUGCAUCAACACUUAUUUUAAGCACACGCACACUUUAAAAAUGAGAUAUUUAUUAUUGGUUUAGAACAAGAAAGCUGACUUCUUUAUCGAGAUCCAGCAGCAAAUAUGUUUGCUUAACUUUCUGUUUGUUACUUUUACUCGUUUUUUUUUUCAUCAGUAGGAUCACCCUACGUGUUUUUGUUGUUGUUUUAAUUCUUUGUGCAGAUGUUUUAGCUGUGAAGUUCACCGACUUGACCGUCAUGAAGGAGGAAAUCGCCGCCGCUGUGUUUUUCGUGGCCCGCUUGGUUAAACGAUACGGCUGCCUGGAUAACGACAGCCGAGAACGCUUUGCCGCCGCGCUCACGUCUGCUUUGUUUGAGAGCUACAAAAGCCACUGGCACCCGAACACACCGACCAAAGGGCAAGCCUACAGGUGUCUACGUAUGAACCGCGUGCGACUACAAGACCCCGUGUUGCAAGAGGCGUGCGACAGGAGCGCGGUUCGCUACGAGGACCUGGGCCUGCCUCAAGAACUGACCUUGUGGGUUGACCCUGGCGAGGUUUCAUGCAGGUAUGGCGAACACAGCGCCCCCUUCUGCAUCUCCACGGUGGACGGCUGCGGUCGGCGGGCGGACGGCGAGUUUUCCCGCCGUGUCCAUGACGCAGUGGAGCGAGCCAGCUUGGACGUGCCCUCGGGGAGCUCGUCAGAUGAGGAGGAAGAUGGUGGUGGUGGCGGCGGCGGCGACAGCAGCAUGAGCAGCAGCAGCAGCGGCAGCGUCCUGUCUGCUCUGUGCCACCCUGCCAACCCUGAACCCAUGACCAUCCCCACAGUCAACAACCCCAAUAGUGUCUACCGGUUCAGCGAGUUUGGUCUCGGCGCCCCUAAGACGUGGCUCACGUACCCCAAGAGGAAGGCCUUCUGCGGGGAUGCUUUCCAGCCUCAUGCCCCUCCCCAACCUCCCGGAGGUCCUGCACAGCAGAUCUCUGGCCAGAAAGGCUUAAAGUCCUACCGGGCCACGUUCACGUUCACUGGCCCCCGUGUGGACAAGUACCACUGGGUCAGCACUUCCCGAUCCUAG